AGAAUUGCUGUGCACAACCUGCCCUAUAGCACCAAUAAAAUACUGAGGAAGUAUUCAGUCAAACCUUGCUACUGUAAGUGCUUCUCUUGGCAGUGGGGCUGAACCUGGCCGUUACCUUCCUGGGAGAGGGAAGGUGAUGUCACGGAGAUUAUUAGUGGGAGUUCCUCCUUUCCUGGUUACUGCAGGGCUUACAAAGGGGAUGCCUUUGUCUCAUUUUAUUCAUAAUGACCUCUUAAGGCAUUUCAUGGUGGAAGAGCCUCCUUUGAAACCAGAGGGGGCUGUAACGAGACAAAGAGCCUUCCCUGCCUAUUUAUAUUUGCUUUCACUGUCACUGGCUCCUCCUGUCGUCCAGGACAGAGGAUUAAUCUCUCUGAUCCCUCUAUUUCUAGUUGUAAAAGCGCAGCGUGCUGUUGAGGGUGUUUCACUACUAGGCCAAUCCUUGUUAUAAUCUCUUGUAACUACGAAAGCAUCAGAAGAGAAAGGCUAAUGGAAAAACGUGGCAUAUUUAAAAGAUAAAAGCAUAUUUAUAGGGGGAAAAAAAUCUUCCCUGUGAGGGUGGUGAGGCGCUGGCACAGGUUGCCCAGAGAAGCUGUGGCUGCCCCAUCCCUGGCAGUGUUCAAGGCCAGGUUGGACAGGGCUUGGAGCAACCUGGUCUGGUGGAAGGUGUCCCUGCCUGUGGAGGAGGAAGAAAGGGGUUUAUGUGUGUGAAACUAGAUGAUCUUGAGGGUCCCUUUCAACUCAAAGCAUUCUGUGAUUCCAUAGCUUCUGUGUGUGUAUGUGUUUUUCUCUGUGUAUAUAUAUAUUUAUGAGAAGAUUGAUGGAUUGAAAUACAGGGAGUGAUGCAAUAUAAGGUUCUGCCAUGCCUUCAUAACAUGGGCCACAUUAUAGCAAGAAAUUCUUGCAAAUGUCUCCUCUUGCCGUGUCUGAAUGGGGUUUUGUCCUACUUUUGCCCGUUUCCCGUGGCCUCCUUCAGCAGACCACUCUUAAGGAACUUGCACUUAACAGCACAAUGAACUCUGCUGCAAUAAAUAGAAAGUGAAAGUUGGCAGUGGCUUUUCUGUUCUUGAUAAGCCUGGUGAAGUCUGACCUAGCAGAGCUACAUGAAGAGCACUAGGGUAAUAGUUUACCGUAGGUGAUGACAAAGAGGAAAAUACACAUGGGAGCAGUCUGGCUCUUUCUGAAGUUAACAGGAGGCUUUGUUUUUUCCUUCCUUUCAGGUGCAAGGCCUGACAAUGGAACUGAAUGAGCACUGUCUUCAAGCCUCCUUCCUGUAAAUGAUAGGACCAAACAAGGCGGUGUGAUGAACAUGCCACUGCAUCAAAUCUCUGUCAUUCCAGCUCAGGAUGUUACCUCUUCCAGAGUCUCCAGGAGCAAGACCAAAGAAAAAGAGGAACAGAAUGAGAAGGCUUUGGGGCAUUCGGUGAGCCGCUCUAGUAACAUCUCAAAGGCUGGAAGUCCAACCUCUAUUUCUGCCCCUCAUAGCUUCUCUCAGACUUCUGUUACACCAUCCAACCAGGACAUCUGCAGUUCCAGUGCAGUGUUUUCUGAGUGUUGUCAUCACAGUCCAGUGCAGUCUGCUGUUGUCUUGAAAAAUCCUCACUGCCAGAGCCCUCUGACACGAGGGGUCACUGUGACAGUAAUCUGUCAGGACACAUUACAUGCAGCAAAGAGAAACUCCUGUGGACAGGAUUGGGGCCAAGCACUCAGGUCUGCUAAGAAUGUAAAGCCCACCCGCACUCUGAAAUUCUCCAAGUCCCUCAAUGACGUGGACCAGAAGGCGCAGAGCACCAGUGAGUGCUUUGACUAUGUGGAGCGAACAUGCUCCGAAGGCAAAUUGACCCCAACUCAAGAGCAGUGUUUAAGGAUUAAUAAAUUUCACCUUAAUGAGAGGAAACCGCUGAAUCUCAGGCCUCUUUCUUUUACCAAUUCUAAGCACUCGUAUAUGGCUUCCCACUCAAGUGCAUCAGGAGGAGCAGAGAACCGCAGCGCUGUACGUAUCCCCUUGCUAGAGGACAAAGUGGACCAUGACACCUCAAGGAGCAAAAAACUGUUGCGUUACCUUUUUUCCUUCUCCCACACCUCCAGCACCUGCAGCCUGCAUAAGUUCCACGAACUGGAGAACUAUUCCAGUCACUUCCAAGCUGACAAAUCCUCCAGCGUGCUGGUGGAAAGCACAGACUUCUGCUCUGAUGAUAUGGGAGACGAUGACGUCUUUGAGGACAGCACCUCAGUGAAAUUGAAAACAAAAGAGCAGCGGGCGCCUCUCUGUUCAGUUGAGAAGGACAGUGACCUUGACUGCCCUUCCCCCCUCUCAGAAAAAUUCCCCCCUCUCUCCCCUGUGUCCACAUCGGGGGAUACCUGCAGGAUAUGUCACUGUGAAGGAGAUGAUGAGAGCCCUUUGAUUACACCCUGUCACUGCACGGGAAGUCUUCAUUUUGUGCACCAAGCCUGCCUGCAGCAAUGGAUCAAGAGCUCAGAUACGCGAUGCUGUGAACUGUGCAAGUAUGAGUUCAUCAUGGAGACAAAACUGAAGCCUUUGCGAAAGUGGGAGAAGCUGCAGAUGACAGCCAGUGAGAGGAGGAAGAUCAUGUGCUCUGUAACAUUCCAUAUCAUUGCCAUCACCUGCGUUGUGUGGUCUCUCUAUGUCCUGAUAGACAGGACCGCUGAAGAGAUUAAACAGGGACAGACUACUGGGAUUCUAGAGUGGCCAUUUUGGACUAAGCUGGUGGUUGUGGCUAUUGGUUUCACUGGAGGACUUCUUUUCAUGUAUGUACAGUGCAAAGUGUACGUACAGCUAUGGAAGAGACUUAAAGCUUAUAACCGAGUAAUAUAUGUACAAAACUGUCCAGAAACUAGCAAAAAGAAUAUUUUUGAAAAACCUGCACUAAUGGAGCCAAACUUUGAAAGUAAAGAAAUGCUUGGAGUUCACCAUUCAGACACAAACUCUUCACAUUACACAGAGCCAGAAGACUGUGCUGCAGAAAUCCUUCACGUCUGAUUGCUGGGUGGGAGGGGUGUUUCUGUACGUUCUUGAAGAUUUAAAAUAUCAUUGUUUACUGCAAACUGCUCUACCUUUUUAAAAUCAGCUAAGAGCUGAGGGCUGGUGGAUGAGGUUUUUUUACAUUUGUUUUUUAUUGGAAUAUUUUUAAAUCCCUUUGGCAUAUCUGUCAGUGUGAUCAUGGUUGCAUACCUCUCAACGUUUUGUUUCUCGUACUGGCUGAUCAGAGCCACAGGAUACUGGGUAGAAUGAGCAUUGGGUUGGUAUCAAGCAAGCCACUAGUGAACUGUCUUCAACUUCAUGGAGUCUGUUACUUUAGAAGAUGACUCUAAAUGAUUCUGGAAUAUGUGUAGAGUGGGGUUUGUUUGUUUAUUAUUCUUUAAGCAUGAUGAAGGAGGUUGUCCCAGACAUUGAGGGAAAUGAGAGAGCUAGUCUAAUCUACUGCUAACACUGCCACUAACAUUUUGUCUUAGGCAGCAGGUGUAAAAUUUUGCUUUACAUAUUGUGAUGAGACUUACAAAGCAUAUAGCACUUUUAAAAAUCUUUAUUUUGUAAUAUGUAUGUCAAAUGAGAAUGAAACUUGAAAGAAUGUGUCAUUUUUUGAAACAUUUCUUCAUUCUUUACCCUAUCUAUUCUUCUGGAAAGUAAACCUCUUGCCUUAUACAAAAAAAAAAAAAAAAAAAAAAAAGAAAAAUUAAAAAAAAUUCCAACCUGUGAUUUCCAACACAUGCCCUCAUUAUCUUGCUAAACAUAACACUAAAAAACUCUGCCUCUUUGGGUUUCCUUUGAGGAGCAAUUUUUUUCAAAGGAUAUUGCACUUGUGACUUGUGUAUGGGGAGUAAUGGAUGCGUACAGUGUUUAUUUUCAAUGCGUAAUGGUUUCAGUGCUCUGUUUUGGGGAUUGAUUUUGCUUUUUGUUUUUUCAACAAGUCAGAUCAUCAACACACCUGCACAUAUAUACCGGAUGUAACUUUCAUUCCAAACCAUUGACAAAGGGUUUGUUGCCACAUUGGUAAAAAUGUGAGCUGUUAUAGAAAAAAAAAGAUACUUAGUCAAUACAGCUGAGAUUGGUUUUCCUUCUUUAGUGCUUUGUCAUGUGUGAAUUGCGUAAGAAUUUGAUGUCGUCAGAGGAGAUGCUGAGAUCAAAGUCUAGGAAGUAAAUAUUGCAUUAAGUGGAUGAGUUUAAAAAUACCUGCCUGGUUUUAGUCCUGAUGUAAUGCGAUACAUGGUCAGAGAAUAGUUUUGUCUGUGCUUUUGAAUUUGGGACUGGCUUUUUAAUCAGUCAGCCUUAAUGAAAAGAGAGGAACAGCUUUAAAAUCUGUUCGCAGGGCUUCAGACAGAGUUGCCCGAAGCCUGGGGUGUCUACUCUUAAUUUGCUUGACCAAUAUGCUUCAGGAACCACCAUCCAGCCUCAAGCCCUCAUUCAACCAAAGUCUCAGUGUGACUGGAGCAAAAACAAAGCCUCGUGAAAAGUCAGCACACGAGGCCUCUGCAGUUGGAAGCUGACUUUCCCUACCUGAGCCACAUCUAAAUCUCUGUAAAGUCAAUGAUAAUCUUCUGGUUGGUCUUAGUAGGAACUGCCUGGACUUAGUUAGGUAAAAGCUUCUGUUUACUUGAGAUACUGAACUAAAUCUUCAGCUCUUGUUCAGGUUUUACUUAGUCUUUUUCAAGUACAACUUUCAUAGGGCAAGUUCUUUACAUAAUAAAAGUAGUUAAGACUUCCCCAAGAAUAACAGUAAGAGAUUGGUGAUUUUUUCCUUAAAAUGGAAUAUUACUGUAUUUAUAAAUUAAUAUGUUCAAAGAAGGCAGAGAAGGGACUAUGGUAAGAGAACACACACCAGUGGUUUCUAAGAACUGUUAGAGGAUAAGCGCGUGUGUGAGUGCGUGCUGCUGCGUGAUCUCAUGCUUGAAGCUUACUGCCUGUGAUCGUCAUGAACAACAUGGUACCUUAUUCUAGAGAUAUUUUAAAAUACCAAGACCUCUAGGCAGUCCUAGCAAAGCUGCAGUGGCAUGGGUUUGUGUACUGUGCUGGGUGUCAGGAUGUCCCAUGCUUAUGUGAUACAGGCAGACAAACCCUGCAUACCCUGCUAGUAUCGGGACAGCAGUCUUCAUGAUCAUGCGUAUGUAGAGUUUGUUGCCUAUGCCUACCAUAAUUUAAAGUGCAAUUACUCAGGCCCUUUCCUGAACUCUGCUGUGGGUCAUCCUCUUCUGUUAUGAGAACCCAGAUAAUACACUGUCUUGUUUUGUUUUCUAUUUUGUUCUGUGAAAAGAUUUACUAGAUAAACUCAGGUGGGUUAAAUAUCAGGUCUUGCAUACCUUCCUUGUGUUCUUCUGAAAUGCCGGAGUGCACAAGGCCUACCUGUCUGCAAGAUGCUCACGUUACAACUGCAAGACGUGAAGAAUCAUCUGCCAACUGUUGCUGUGCACAUUCUCUUCCUAUCUGUGGCCAGUAGGUGAAAUGAAAAUGAACAAGUUCUGAUAUGAAAUCUGUUUUCCAGCUCAUAUCUAAGAGGCAUUGGUAUGUGACCGAUGUUCUGACAAGUGCCAGUAAGGCAUACCAUAACAUGCUGGUCCCGUUUCCAUCACCGUCAUAUGUGAUCCUUGGUGAAACACUGUGAAAUAUCCUUUGGUAUUUUGGAAGCUCCAUGUGGCACAUGCCAGUUAGUGUUCAGUGUGUUUGGAAUACUGAAGGUUUUUGCUGUGCCCCUGUGUAUCUUGGGAAGAAAAAUCAUCUCCAGCAAAAUCAUCUGGGGAAAAAUAUUUGCAGAUGAAACUGUUGCUGCUAACUAACCAUUCCCUCUCCCUGCAGGUCUUUCCUGAAUGAAAAUAAAAGCCUGACACUUAAGCUCGUUAUACUGCUUAGGAAUGCUUAUACCAGGAAGAGCUGCAGAAGAGAUCCAUCUGUCAGGGGUUUUCAUUUCUGCUGCAUGGUGCCGUCAAAUGGUGUGAGCAGGCCGAAUGGUGCUUUUUCCUUCUUUCUCCUCAAGGAGAUACCGUUGACUUGUUUUCAGCUUCCAGCUGCGAGGCACUGAUGCUAGCUCAGGUGAGCUCUGUCCUUCCCACUCAGAUGUCAGUAAGAGGAGCAACCAGCCUUUUUCAGGUCAGGCUUUCCAACACUUCUUUCUGGCAGCUUUUGAAGUGACUGAAAUAGAAGUCUGACUUCUUUUGGUCCUUGUUUCUUGGCCAAAGUUAGUUUAGGUUACCUGGGAUUUUUCUGAGACCAGAAUUUAAGUAGGAAGGAACACAGGCUUAAUACCAUCUACCAUGAUCACCUCCCUAGAUUGCCAGAGCCUUGCUGAUACAUCCCAUGCCCUUGACAUCUGACCAGUCAUCCAUUCCUAAAUCCUGUCCAAAAAAGCACUGGCUGUGCCAAGGAAAUUUCCCCACUGCGUCAUAUUCGAUAUAUCUGCCAGGUCAUGAACAUGCAUUAUGUUAGAAAUACAGGUGUGUGCUGCAGAAAGUUGAUCCCAUGUAUGAGAUCGUGAGAUGUUAAAUUCCUAUGAAUUCUCAGGACUUUCUUCAAGUGUAACCCUGUAUUUUGGAAGUGGUCAUGGUGUUUAAAAUGUUGCCCUGUGUUCUGAAGAGAUGGCCAGACCUGGGGACAGCUUCCUGUGGCUGAAUGUCAUUGAGAUUGGCUUUGUUUCAGCAGGAGGGAUUCAACAAAUGUUACACUGAGCCUACAAGGAGUUAGAGAAGUGCUGGGCCUCUGUGCUGUACCUGGGAAAUCCUGGGAAGCAAUAGUAACUCCCUGUCCAAGCCCACUUCUCCCAAUUCCCUGUGCUGGUCAGAGCAUCAGUCCCACUUGUGGGAGCUAUAAGGCAGGUGUCUGCUUGGCGUUCUGCUCUUCAGAAACCUUUCAAGUGAUGUGUGAAUAUGGC
Messenger RNA from Strigops habroptila (Kakapo), 6875 nucleotides. RefSeq names its product membrane associated ring-CH-type finger 8 (gene MARCHF8). Gene Ontology annotation, biological process: antigen processing and presentation of peptide antigen via MHC class II; protein polyubiquitination; immune response. Gene Ontology annotation, cellular component: late endosome membrane; lysosome; cytoplasm. Gene Ontology annotation, molecular function: zinc ion binding; MHC protein binding; ubiquitin protein ligase activity. Bases 1301 to 2998 code for a protein of 565 amino acids. The record is from RefSeq and is a predicted model, not a curated record. Lineage: Eukaryota; Metazoa; Chordata; Aves; Psittaciformes; Psittacidae. The transcript has 8 exons.